This is a messenger RNA of Syngnathus typhle (broad-nosed pipefish), 1551 nucleotides long. RefSeq names its product tyrosine hydroxylase 2 (gene th2). Gene Ontology annotation, cellular component: cytoplasm; axon; perikaryon. NCBI's taxonomy places the organism in Eukaryota, Metazoa, Chordata, Actinopteri, Syngnathiformes, Syngnathidae. Gene Ontology annotation, molecular function: iron ion binding; tyrosine 3-monooxygenase activity. Gene Ontology annotation, biological process: dopamine biosynthetic process from tyrosine. The record is from RefSeq and is a predicted model, not a curated record.
AUGGCUGGAGCUCACACUGGGCAUCUUUAAAGCAUGAAGACGGAAGGCAGCGCGGCGGCUCAAGCGGCACCCUUCGGUGCUCGGAGCCAGAGUUUGAUCGAGGACGCCCGGCGGGAGCGAGUCGGGAGUCCGCCGGGGGCGGACCCGCAGGUUUUUGAGGAGAAGGAGGGCCGGGUCACCCUCAACGUGGUGUUCAACCUCAGCAAUGAGAAGAACGUGGGCUUCUUUAAGACAGGCAAAAUAUUCGAGGUAAUCUCUCCCUUUCCUAACGCGGGUCGGUUCUCCGUGAAAAUCGACAGCCGUGUGAAGUGUUUGUCACCUUUGCAGACCUUCGACGCCAAACUUCUUCACGUGGAGAGCCGGCCGGGCAGGCGGUCCAAGAACGGCACGUCCGAGUUCUUGGAGUUCUUGGUCAAGUGCGAGGUGCACAGCUCCGACUUGGACGUCUUUAUCAACUCGCUGAAAAGAGUGGUGGACAACGUUAGGUCAAUCCCGGAAGAAAAAGUGCCCUGGUUCCCUCGACAGAUAAAGGACCUGGACAGAUGCAACUUGCUGAUAACCAAAUUCGAUCCCGACAUGGACAAGGAGCAUCCGGGCUACACCGACCCGGAAUACAGGAAGCGCCGUGCCUUCAUCUCCGAGCUGUCCUACACGUACAAACAGGGUGACCCGCUGCCCGAGGUGGAGUACACGGCGGAGGAAAUCGCCACAUGGCGGCAGGUGUACAAGAGGCUGCGGAGCGUUUACCCCGAUCUGGCCUGCCGACAGUUCCUGGACGGCCUGCAGCAGCUGGAGAGCCAUUGCGGCUACGGCGAGGAGCGCGUCCCUCAGCUCAGAGACAUUUCCGCCUUCCUCAAAGAAAAAACGGGGUUCCAGUUGCGUCCGGUGGCCGGCCUGCUGUCGGCCAGGGAUUUCCUGGCCAGCUUGGCUUUCCGGGUGUUUCAGUGCACUCAGUACAUCCGCCACGCCUCGGCGCCCAUGCACUCUCCUGAGCCGGACUGCUGCCACGAGCUGCUGGGUCAUAUCCCCAUGCUGGCGGACAAAGAGUUUGCUCAGUUCUCUCAGGAGAUUGGAUUGGCCUCGCUCGGAGCGUCGCAAGAAGACAUUGAGAAAUUAUCCACGCUCUACUGGUUCACCGUGGAGUUCGGCCUUUGCAAACAGAACGGAACGGUGAAAGCCUACGGCGCGGGACUUCUCUCGUCCUACGGAGAACUGGUGUACGCCCUGUCCAACAAACCCGAGUACAAGGCGUUCAAUCCCGAGGAAGCCGCUGUGCAGCCGUACCAGGACCAAAGCUACCAGCCGGUUUACUUUGUCUCGGAAAGCUUUGAGGACGCCAAGAUCCAAUUGCGGAAGUACUCGACGACCAUUAAACGACCCUUUGCCGUGCGCUACGAGCCAAUUACGUGCAGCGUGGAAGUUCUGGAUGGGCCCAGUAAGAUCCAAAACGCCUUGCGCAAGACACGAGAUGACCUGAGGAUGUUGCAGAGCGCCUUGGACAAACUCGGCUCCUCCUGAGGAAACUUGACCGGGGCGUUCAAAAUACCGUGU